AUGGCGUAGUGUACGUCCGCCCCGAAGAGUAGGUCAGGUUGGGAGUUGUGCUGCCAGCUAUAAAACACAGGCUCACAGCGAGCUGAAGAACCAGUGAUCGUUCAGUGAACACGUAGUGACAAUGAGGAGCUUCAUCAUUGUGCUAGUAGCUGUUGCAGGAGGCGUAUUUGCACAGGAGAACUUCAAGUGUCCUGACGACUAUGGUUUCUACCCCCACUCUCACUCGUGCGACAAGUACUGGAAGUGCGACGGUGGCACCGCGGAGCUCAAGACCUGUGGCAACGGGCUUGCAUUCGACGCCACAGACUCCAAGUUUCUGACGGAAAACUGCGACUACCUGCACAAUGUGGAAUGUGGUGAUAGAACAGGCCUUGAACCUGCUAUCACCGCCCCCCACUGUCCUCGCCUGUACGGCAUCUUCGCUGACGAGGCGAAAUGCGACGUGUUCUGGAACUGCUGGAACGGCGAAGCCAGUCGCUACCAGUGCUCCCCCGGGUUGGCUUAUGACCGCGAGGCGCGUGUCUGCAUGUGGGCCGAUCAGGUGCCAGAGUGCAAGGUGGAAGAGGUAGCAGGAGGUUUCUCAUGCCCUGCCCCUGGAGAACUUGCUAACACCGGUUCCUUCUCCCGACACGCGCACCCUGACGAUUGCCGAAAGUACUACAUCUGUCUGGAAGGCGUUGCAAGGGAGUACGGGUGUCCUAUCGGUACAGUCUUCAAGAUUGGAGACUCUGAUGGCUCUGGUAACUGCGAGGAUCCUGAAGAUGUUCCUGGCUGGUGAGUAUCUUCCCUUCGCAUUCUCCAUUUUAUCCUUUAUUUGUCUUACAGGCCUAUUCGAGCAUUACGGUUGCAAAUAGACUUAAUCUCAGUACUGGACCAGUUUUAUAUUUCCUAACUGACAGGGAGUAGACAUGAAGUAACUUUUAACAAAACAUCUGUAGUGCUUACAAGAAGAGAUCAGAUAUACCGUUAUUAAAACACUUUCAAAAAUAUCCAUUUCAUGCAGAAAUCAAUCUGUGCGCAAUACAAUACGUAAUGUGCCUAGGUUAUGGUAGCAAAAGGACUUUGGGUAAACACCAAAUAAAUUCUGAAGACUUUUCUUACCCUUCUUCUGGUAUUCAGGAAAAUACUACUUAGAUAGCACCCAAAAAAAUAUAUCAUAAUUUAUAUACAACCUGAUUCAUCAUUAUUUUCACAGCUUCUAUAAAAUUCCGAUACCACGG
Zootermopsis nevadensis is the source of this 1220-nucleotide messenger RNA. NCBI's taxonomy places the organism in Eukaryota, Metazoa, Arthropoda, Insecta, Blattodea, Termopsidae. The record is from RefSeq and is a predicted model, not a curated record.